AACUUGCACAAUUGGUGACUGACUAAAUACUUUUUUGCCCCGCUGUACAUACUACAUAUGUUAAUCUUUAACAUUUUAUUAAUUUCAUCAUACAUGUGCCACACUGUCCACCCUUAAUAUUAAUACAUUUUCACAUUUAAGAAAUACUCACCAGCCACUUUAAUAGGAACUUGUUUUUGAUUCUAAGAUCCCUGUUCUUGGCUGCAGGAUGCUGAGAUGCUUUUCUGCUCACCAUGGUAAUAAAGAGUUGCUAUGAGUAAUUAUAUCCUUCCUGGCAGCUCAAACCAAUCUGUCCAUUUUCCUCUGACCUCUCAUCAACAAGGCGUUUGUUUCCACCCACAGAACUGGCACUCACUUGCCUCAAUGUUUUUUUGUUUUUUGCACCAUUCUGUGUAAACUCUACAGACUGCUGUGUGAAAACCCCAGGAGAUCAGCAGUUUCUGAAAGACUCAAGCCAGUCCAUCUGGCUCAAACCAACACCUACGCCACAGUGAAAGUCACACUUUGAGAUCACAAUUUUUCCCGUUCUGAUGUUUGAACAUUAGCUGAAGCUCUUGAUUUGUAUCUGCAUGAUUUGAUGUACUGUGCUGCUGCCAAGGGAUCGGCUGAUUAGAGAACUGCAUCAAACAGCAGGUGGAUGGGAGUUCCUAAUAAAUUGGCCGGUGAAUGUAUAAACUUGGUUAUCGAUAUGAAGACAUACUGACGGUGUCUGUAUCAGACUCACACUGCACUAUUUUGAAAAUGAAGGAUGUACCUGUGCCAGAAGACUCCUUACAUGACGAUGUGUCAAGGAACCUGGAAUUCAGUUCAGACAACAGUCAGAUGUCUUCAUCAGGCAGAAACGAUGCUAUUUUAUCUCGGAUGUUGGAUACAUAUGACUAUAUGACUCUGCUGUCACCAACAAAUCUUUUAUCUGAUGACCAGUUGGCCCCUGUGUCGCCUGUCCAGCUUUCGUAUCAGCAGCACGACUGUAGCCCCGCCUGUCUCCCUCACCUCCCGUCGCACUCGGACCACUUUCUCGGCCACAACCCCUUGCGAGUGCCUCUCCUCUGUCACUUCCAGCGGCAGUGUGCCAAGCCACUCAUGCUUUCAGCACAGGAAGAAUUGGACUUGGACGUGCUCUACAAAGCCCCGUGUGGGCGGGGCUUGCGCUGCAUGGAUGACGUGUAUCAGUUCUUACAGCAGACUAAAAGCCUUGGGGUCCUGCAGCAGACCAACUUCAGCUUCAAUCCACAGGUACUGCCAGAGCGGCAGGCCCAGCCAAGACCACUUGCCCCUGCUUCACCUCUUCCCACAACCAGUAUUUUUGAGAGGGACAUAAGCCGUGGGAUGGAAGCUGUCCCGGUUACUCUCUGUAAUGACUUGGAUGGUGUACGGCCGAAAGAGUUCCGCUAUCGUAAGGAUCGCUGGCCCCACGGCUGCUUCUUAAGCAAGGCGCCAUUUUUCCUGACCUGCUGUGACUGCACGGAUGGAUGCACGGACACUUCCAGCUGUUUGUGUCUUCAGCUGUCUUUAAAGGCCGGUGCAAAGCCAGACCAGCUUUACAGCCACCACCGACUAAAUGAGCCUGUGUCCACGGGGCUGUAUGAAUGUGGUCCAUGGUGUGGGUGCCAGAAAAGCAGUUGUCAGAAUCGUGUGGUUCAGCACGGACUCCGUGUCCGCCUGCAGGUGUUUCGCACCAAUGACAAGGGAUGGGGCGUGCGCUGCCGUGACGACCUCGACAAGGGCACCUUUGUCUGUACUUGCGCAGGUGUGGUCUUCAGACUCGAGCAGAACUUAGAGGAGCCCGUUCUCUCUAAAAUCCAGAAGGAGGAGCAGCUGUCGGACGACGAGGUGGAGGUGGUGGAGGAGUGGACGCUUCCUUCAGGGCAGAAGAAAACAGUCACUGAGACACUGGACACCUCUCCACCUCUUUAUGUUCCUGUCAUUCAGAGGCCUGCAGACCAGCCAUCUGCACCGCUGGAUGGGCAGAGGGAACAGCUGGAACACUUGGAUAACCAGGAGGAAAUGAACACCUGUUCAUCACCUAAUCCCAAUCACACAGAAGUCAAAGCCCAACAUAAUGAAGGGGUGGUGAGGAAGAGGCUCCGGUUGGAUGACGAGGGAAAUGGUGGUGUUGUACGUCAAGAUCAGAUGGUUCCUAAAGCAGAAAGGAAACCUGGCUGUCAGGAAAAAAUGUAUUAUCUUGAUGCCUCAAAAGAAGGAAAUGUGGCAAGGUUUAUUAAUCACAGCUGCAAUCCCAACCUCUUUGUCCAGAAUGUCUUUGUUGAUACCCACGAUCCCAAAUUCCCAGUAAUUGCUUUCUUUACAUGCAAGCCAAUCAGGGCGGGGACUGAGCUGACCUGGAAUUAUUCCUAUAAAACAGGAAGUGAUCCUGAGCACGAGGUACCAUGUUUGUGUGGUUCGAAAAACUGCCAAGCGGUUAUCAUCUGAUCAUAUGACCACACAUGGGGAAGGUUAGGUCACCAAUCAGGGGAAACAAUAAGAUGUAAGGCACAGGAAAGCUGGCACAACUGUGGAUAAGAAAUCUGUGCCACGUGGUUCAUUGGAGUAUUUCAGUAAUAAAAGCGAACUGGUGAAGACGGUUGGUGUUUGAUGGUAUUUGUCUGGUGAUUCUACACGGUUCUACUACAAACUGUUAUUCUUUAAUGGUUAGUAUAACAGCAAUGUUUUGGGUUGUUUUUUUUUUUAGUACAAUCUUUGAAAUAAAAGAUUUCAGGGGAAAAAAAAAAUGUCUGGAUCUUUCACAGCUUUGACAUGUUUGCACUCUUGGGUGCUAAUAUGGAAUAAAGAUAUACUGAUCCUCAAACCAUUGUUCUGUAAAUGCACUGUGUAAUGUAAUUUAUAGUUUUAUGAAUUAAAACUGUAUGAAAGGUC
Messenger RNA from Neoarius graeffei (lesser salmon catfish), 2877 nucleotides. It is a transcript of the gene setdb2, whose product is annotated as SET domain bifurcated histone lysine methyltransferase 2. The record is from RefSeq and is a predicted model, not a curated record. Gene Ontology annotation, biological process: negative regulation of gene expression; heterochromatin organization. The transcript has 9 exons. Bases 667 to 2433 code for a protein of 588 amino acids. Gene Ontology annotation, molecular function: protein binding; histone H3K9 methyltransferase activity; DNA binding. Gene Ontology annotation, cellular component: nucleus. Lineage: Eukaryota; Metazoa; Chordata; Actinopteri; Siluriformes; Ariidae.